GGGCCGGGGCUGAAGCAGGGGCGGUUCUCGCCGGACGCAAGGAAAAACUUAAUCCGUGAGGGCUGUGGGGCAGGGCAGGCGCUGCCCGCAGCCCGGGGCCGAGGGGCCGGGCGGGAUGGAGACCGCCCCCCCAGCCGGGGCCAUCCGUACCGUCGGAACGGAAGCAGGGCGGUGUUUGCAGCGGGGGUGUUACGAAAAUCGCGACGGGGCCCCUGGCGCAGGGCCGGAGCUCGUAGCUGCUGGUGGCAGAAGGCUUGUUCCUCACGCCGCGCAAGCGAGGGACUUCUUGCGGGAUGCCUUCCCAAAAAGCAAGUCCAGUUUAAGCUGCAAUGCUUUGCUGCAUGGCCUGUGAGAAACAGCUGAAUGAAUUACAGGCGAACGCUGUUUGUUUUUCCAGAUGCUCAAAGGACUGUUAAUUAUACAUGAUUGGUGACAACGUAGAAACUAAACAAUGCCAACUAAAAGAUCCCAUGGACUUGUUUCGUUCUGGGCAAGUUGUAAAAAUAUGUGCCCCUAUGGUUCGCUAUUCAAAGUUGGCUUUCAGAACCUUGGUUAGGAAAUACAGUUGCGAUUUGUGUUACACACCAAUGAUAGUGGCAGCUGAUUUUGUGAGAUCUGCAAAAGCUAGAGACAGCGAAUUCACAACAAAUAAAGGUGAUCAUCCAUUGAUUGUUCAGUUUGCUGCUAAAGAAGCACAGGUUUUGUGUGAUGCUGCCCGUAUCGUCUGUCCUUUUGCAGAUGGAAUAGACCUAAACUGUGGCUGUCCUCAGAGAUGGGCAAUGGCAGAAGGUUAUGGUGCUUGCUUAAUAAAUAAACCAGAGCUCAUUCGAGAUAUGGUGAGACAUGUACGGAAUCAGAUCGACAACCCUAGAUUUUCAGUGUCUAUUAAAAUAAGGAUCCAUGAGGACUUAAAAAGAACAGUUGACCUGUGUCAAAAAGCUGAAGCAACUGGAGUUUCAUGGAUUACAGUACAUGGGAGAAGCGUAGAAGAAAGACAUCAGCCUGUACAUUAUGAUGCAAUUAGAAUAAUUAAACAAAGCAUGUCUAUACCUAUUGUGGCUAAUGGAGACAUUAAAACUUUAAAAGAUGCUGAAAACGUUCAUCACUUGACAGGAGCAGAUGGUGUAAUGGUGGCUAGAGGACUCUUAGCAAAUCCAGCUAUGUUUGCAGGAUACGAAGAGACGCCUUUGAAGUGCAUCCAGGACUGGGUUGACAUUGCUCUUGAGCAUGGAACUCCUUUUACAUGUUUUCACCACCACUUAAUGUACAUGAUGGAACGGAUAACUUCAAAACAAGAAAAAAAAGUUUUUAAUGUUUUAUCAAGUACCUCAGCAGUACUAGAUUAUCUGAAUGACCGUUAUGGUGUGUGAUAACUGGAAGUAUUUUAGUUCUGUGUAAAUUUGUAUUUUGCAGUUGUCGAUACAGUGUUAAAUUUUUAAUUGGGUUCCUACUUUUUAGACACAUUCAAACAUUGCAUAAGUAUUUUGAACACAACAUAACAUUAUGAUCAGGGUGAUAUUUUAUAUUUUUAGUAUUUUUAUGUCAGCAUUUUUCACUCCACAAAAUAUUCCAGAUUCCACAAAUAUGGAGUUCUAUUUACAAUGCACUACUACACAGAGGACUGAUUAUUGUAAGAUUCCAGUAAUUUAAUUUAUUUUUUCACCAGACAAUUACUUACAGCAAUGUGUUUGCAAAACUAGGGCCCUUUCUUACAUGAAACCUCCUCAAAUCAGAAGGACUACUCAUAAAUAAUACCAAGAAUUUUAGACCAAAAGAAUACAAAGGGAGCAAUUAUAGAAGUUUUUGCUUUAACUGACAUAAGCUGCACUUUUAAAUUUGAGUAGAUUUUUCAAGCUUAAAGAUUGCAAGGCCUUGAAGCCCAGCAUAGUAUCCUCUUUUAAAUUAGAUGUUCCUUUUGCAAACUAAAACUUUCUAAACUUACUUACAAUUCAGAAAAAUUCCACACUUCAUAUAGUGAAAGAAACUUGGAAUAGAUAAACAAUGAUGGAAAGAAGGAAAGAGUAAAAUGAAGAGAGAAUUUAAACGAAGUACAAACUUAGCUGAAUCUAAACUGUGAGACUUGAAAGUUCAAUCUUAACUAAAUUCAGUUUUGUUUAUCUAUUGUAUAAUAAUUAUAUAAAAGAUUAAAUCCCUGUCAUCUACCAAAACAGAACUUUAUAGGUCAAAGAAAAGCUGACAGAUUCGCUCAGUGGGGCUCUUGCAGUCCUUUCUGCCUGCUGGCAUGUUGCUUAUCAAAGCAUGACAGCCACUUGGCAUUGAGUCUUUGUAUAGGAGGGAAAUAGUGAAAAUUAGAACAAGAUAAUAACAUUACACACCAGCUGCAUUUGUUCUGCAAGGGAAGUUUCACAAAUCUCUGUAGUACAAUUAUUUGUAAUCAAAUAAUUUGUUUUCUUUAGAUGUUUACAC
Messenger RNA from Egretta garzetta (little egret), 2427 nucleotides. It is a transcript of the gene DUS4L, whose product is annotated as dihydrouridine synthase 4 like. The record is from RefSeq and is a predicted model, not a curated record. The transcript has 6 exons. NCBI's taxonomy places the organism in Eukaryota, Metazoa, Chordata, Aves, Pelecaniformes, Ardeidae. Gene Ontology annotation, biological process: tRNA processing. The coding region runs from base 423 to 1370 and encodes 315 amino acids. Gene Ontology annotation, molecular function: flavin adenine dinucleotide binding; tRNA dihydrouridine synthase activity.